Molecule: messenger RNA, 1059 nt
Organism: Aspergillus terreus NIH2624
Lineage: Eukaryota; Fungi; Ascomycota; Eurotiomycetes; Eurotiales; Aspergillaceae
Product: isopenicillin N synthase family dioxygenase
Exons: 2
Coding region: 1-1059 (352 amino acids)
Molecular function (GO): dioxygenase activity
Source: RefSeq, a predicted model, not a curated record
AUGGCGGAAGGCAACUUACCCCAGCAGGAAUGUCAUCCCGUCACCAGCGCCAUCGAGAAGGACGAUCUCGUCAUUCCUAUCAUCGACUUCGGCCCCUUUCUGAAUGGCACCCCCGCGGAUAAACACGCGGUCGCCAUGUCCGUCAUCCACGCAUUCAAAACCUCCGGGUUCCUCUAUCUCAAAGACCACGGCGUCCCGCCUUCCGUGGUCUCCCGGGUGUUUGGCUCGUCAGCGCGGUUCUUUGCGCGACCCCAGGAUCAGAAGGAUAGUUUGGGUUGGACCACCCCACAGGCGAACCGUGGUUACGUGAAGACGGGGAAAGAGAAGCUCAGCAGACCCGAUCAGGUCGAGGAGGCCGAGUCACUACGCGCGGUGCCGGACAUCAAAGAGACCAUGGAGAUUGGACGCGAAAGCGUCGACGGGCUUCCCAAUCGCUGGCCGGAUCACUUGGAUGAUGAGGGGAAGGACUUUAAGGAAACCAUGCUUUCGUUCUUUGACAUGUGCAAGGCGCUGCAUAUGGAAGUCAUGCGGGCGAUUGCCAUCGGCAUGAACCUGCCCGAGCACUACUUUGACAGCUUUGUCGACCAGGGCGACAAUAACCUGCGUCUUCUGCACUAUCCCGCCGUCUCGAAAGACGUCUUCCGCAAGAACCCGUCGCAGGUCCGCGCUGGCGAGCAUAGUGACUACGGUUCCAUCACUCUUUUAUUCCAGGAUCGUCGAGGUGGCCUUCAGGUUCGCAGUCCAAAGGGCACGUUUGUGGAUGCGACGCCCAUUGCCGACACGGUCGUUGUGAAUGCGGGCGAUCUGCUGGCGCGAUGGUCCAACGACCUGAUCAAGAGUACACGCCAUCGGGUCGUCGAGCCGCCCAAGGUCAUCGGGGACGAGGACGACAUGGAUGUCUACCCGGAUCGAUAUAGUAUUGCCUACUUUUGCAAUCCCAACUUCGACAAGUUUAUCGAGGCGAUCCCCGGAACGUACGGUGAGGAUAUCAGCCAAGCAAAAUACCCGGGGAUCACCGCUGGUGACUAUCUCGUCCAGCGGCUCACUGCGACGAUCUGA